Molecule: messenger RNA, 868 nt
Organism: Hippocampus zosterae (dwarf seahorse)
Lineage: Eukaryota; Metazoa; Chordata; Actinopteri; Syngnathiformes; Syngnathidae
Exons: 6
Coding region: 89-739 (216 amino acids)
Source: RefSeq, a predicted model, not a curated record
GCUUUCAUGUUGUCUCAUCGCUGUCAUUUGUCUGCCGCAUGCGUCCUUGAGCGAGAACAAUUAAAGUAAACGAUUGCUCAGCUGUCACAUGCGGCAGCGGACCCGUCAGGAAGAUGCCGUCUAUAACCAUCAGUGUAAACGCUGCCUUAUUCGUGACAAACAUAUGUUAAGAGUUGAGACAAGUGAGCAGGCGCAAGAAUACCACGUUUCCACGGCAACGAGACGCCAAACGAUUCAACGAAUCAGUGGGAAGCCCUUUUCCUUUGCGUCCAAAAUGAAUUCUAAAAAUCUCAAAGGUCUUAAGAGUCCCGACGUUCAACCGGAGAAAUCUGGGCUUCUGUACUUUGAUGAAACACCUACAUCCAAGCCCAACUCGUUCGAGGCCGCAGAUUCCCUGUUGGACGGUCCAAUAGACGCUCUUGGUAACCAAAGUGUCAUUUGCACAAAAGAGAGGAAGAGCCCGAAAGCCUUCUCACAAAGGCCACUACCUCCUUUUUGGACAGACAAUAUGUCUGCAUGGGAGCGGGAUGAUGGCAGCCCUCGCAAGGAGAAGAAAACCGUUCCUGAGAAACAAUUGGUGCAAUGGCAGGCCUCUAGUCAAAACAAUGGAGGAAGCAAAUUCAGGAGGACUGUAUCUACCAAGAACACCUCUCCAGUCAACAUGUCGAAGCUAUUGAGUUUCGGUUACGUCGACGAGGACAAACCAACGACGAGUGAGACUGAGUCAAGUGCUACAUAAUUGUCCAGCUUACUUACAGUUUAAAGUCAUUUUAAUAAUAAUAAUUUAAAGGCAUUUAUUUUUUAAUCAUGUUCUUGCUUUUUCAUAUGCAUCUGACUCUCAGAGUUAUUAAAAAGACUUCAAACCAAA